Messenger RNA from Eucalyptus grandis, 1594 nucleotides. RefSeq names its product transcription factor MYB11. The transcript is spliced from 3 exons. Bases 137 to 1273 code for a protein of 378 amino acids. Lineage: Eukaryota; Viridiplantae; Streptophyta; Magnoliopsida; Myrtales; Myrtaceae. The record is from RefSeq and is a predicted model, not a curated record.
GUCCUUUCUCGGCCUACGACGUCUUCCUAAACCCGCCACGAUCUCGCUACACUACUAGUAGCGACGCUCACAACCGACUCGGAAAAUAAAGCGAGUCGGCAUUCGAGCGAGCGAGCUGGUGAGGGAGUGAGUGAGGAUGGGAAGAGCGCCGUGCUGCGAGAAGGUGGGGUUGAAGAGAGGGCGGUGGACGGCGGAGGAGGACGCCAUCCUCUUGAACUACAUCAAGGCCAACGGCGAGGGUCACUGGAGGUCCUUGCCCAAGAAUGCAGGGUUACUGAGGUGCGGGAAGAGUUGCAGGCUGAGGUGGGUGAACUACUUAAGGACAGACCUGAGGAGAGGCAACAUCUCCACUGAGGAGGAGAACGUCAUCAUCAAGUUGCAUGCUUCUCUGGGUAACAGGUGGUCUCUGAUAGCCAGUCACUUGCCAGGACGAACGGACAACGAAAUUAAGAAUUAUUGGAACUCGCACUUAAGCAGAAAGAUCGACACUUUUCGAAGACCAUCCAUUGACGAGGCACUGCCUAUGGCGAUGAACCUCGUCAAAGUCAGCCCCCCGAAGAGGAAAGGGAGGACCAGCAGGUGGGCAAUGAAGAAGAACAAGAACUUGCUCGGACCGAAGAAAAACCCAAAUAAAGAAACGAGUGCUAAUUUCGACAUGGUUUCGUCGCCUGCCACACAACCGGUAGAGAGAGAGAGAUUGUCCACCACCAAAGCCAGUUCUGAGGAUAGAGAAACUAAGGAGAGAGAAAGUCUGGCUACUGUUAAUGUUGCUUCUGUUCCUUAUUCCGUCGGAGAGGGCGGUACGACUUCGCCAUUGUCGUCCAACAACCUGAGUAAUCCAUUAAUGUUGAGCCCAAGUGGGGGGAGAGAGGAUGGGACGAUUCUAGGACCAUUGGAAGGUAUUGAUGAGGAAUUGUCGUUGAGCUUUAAUGACAUCGUGGACUAUGCCCCCCUUCUUGACUCAAGUGGGAUCAUGGACGUGAGCAUCGAGACAAGCGGAGAUCAUGAGGAGGCUGCGGCAGUGGGCUCAGGGCUUGAGAGAAAGAGCGAGGGCGGCGAGUGGUUCUCUUGUGUUGAGGAUGACUGUGUGAAUUGGGAUUGGGAGAACCAUGUUGUUCAAGGGCAUGGCCACGAUCAGACGGCGGAGGAGAGGGAUGGCCAGGAGAUGCUGGCGUGGCUUUGGGAGACCGAUGGGGGAGAGUGGGGAAGUCAAAGUUUUGAGGAGGUUGACCGGGAGAAGCAAAAUGCCAUGGUGGCUUGGCUGCUUUCGUAGGGGCAAAUCCAUUAGGACAUUAAACUUAGGUCUCCAUUAUUUUUCGGAUAAAAGAUUGGCGAGCUCACAUAGAGCAGGAAAAAAAAAAAAAAAAAAAAGACAGCGUGAAGUGGGAGAGAAUGGGAGGGAAUCAAGGCCUACGUGUGGAUAUGUUUUCUUUUGUGCAUUUCAAUGUCUCUUGUAGCUAAGUUCGUAGGAAGUGGUAAUUAGCAUGUGUUUCUUUUACUUUGUUAAAGCUCUUUUUUGGGGUUGGUCUAGCAGCAUGUUCACUUCUUGAUUAUGUUGUAAUAGGUCAUUGAUGAAGUGGUGCUCAUUAACUAA